Molecule: messenger RNA, 2191 nt
Organism: Populus nigra (black poplar)
Lineage: Eukaryota; Viridiplantae; Streptophyta; Magnoliopsida; Malpighiales; Salicaceae
Product: amino acid transporter AVT1A
Exons: 12
Coding region: 265-1872 (535 amino acids)
Cellular component (GO): plasma membrane
Source: RefSeq, a predicted model, not a curated record
CUCUUUCCUCCUUCUGAACAGCAACCUAAAUUCCCACCAAAAAGAUUGUUAUCUUUUCUGUCAUCGCCGUAUCCUUCUCGACUUCUAAUUUUAGCCAACCAUGUUUACGCACAAAAGGGAGAGUACCAAAGUGUAACCAAAGCCACAGAAAGCAAAACCAUUUUUUUGUCCAACAAAAGCACUUAAAUUACAAGGUGUUUUAACCUUUCUUCGCUAGCUAGCUUGCUGGCUAGGUGUUUGUUUGUUUAAUUUCUUCGAUUUCCUAUGGCAGAGAAAGGUAAGGAGGAAGAAGCAGUUGAGUAUUAUUUGGAGGACGAAGAUGGUGACGAGGAAGGAGAAGCCUUGAACCGGGUUGAAAGUAGUAGUAGUGGUGAUGGUGGAGGUGGUGAUGAAGAUGAUGGUGGGAAAUAUGGGACUUUCUCUUCUCAGCAAUGGCCUCAAAGUUUCAUAGAAACUAUCUAUCCUUACACAAUCUCGGUGUCACCAAAUUUUGGAUUUCUUCGACGUGGACCAAUUAACCAGAUCAGUUCAAGUCAUGAAAAUUGUAGUAAAAGUUUUUCAGAUGCGGAUGCAAAGACUCCCUUUCUGUCUGAUGUUGAAAAGAAUUAUCAGAAAGAAGAGUCGGAUAGGAUCUCAAUAGCGCGGUCAUCGUUUUCAAAAGCUUCAUUUCAUACUGGAGAAGUACCUGUUCCUCAUGGAUGUAGCUUCACUCAAACUGUCUUCAAUUCAUUUAAUGUAAUGGUUGGAGUUGGGGUUCUGUCUAUGCCUUAUACAGUGAAACAAGGAGGCUGGGCUAGUCUGGUAUUACUUGUUGUUUUUGCACUUGUGUGUUGUUACACAGCCACUCUUAUGAAACAUUGUUUUGAGAGCAAGGAAGGCAUCAUAAGCUACCCUGAUGUAGGAGAAGCUGCAUUUGGGAAAUACGGACGUCUAGCAAUAUCAAUCAUUUUGUACACAGAAUUAUAUUCGUACUGUGUAGAAUUUAUCACUUUGGAAGGCGAUAAUCUUAGCAGGCUAUUCCCUGGAACAUCUUUGGAUUCCGCCGGUUUUCAUCUUGACUCUAAGCACUUGUUUGGAAUCUUAGUUGCUCUUAUUGUUCUACCAACUGUUUGGCUAAGGGAUCUUCGUGUGAUCUCGUACCUUUCUGCUUGUGGGGUGUUAGCGACAAUUAUGAUUGUUCUUUGUAUGAUUUUGGUUGGUACUGUCGAUGGAGUUGGAUUCCAUGAAAAUGGUCCGUUGGUGAAGUGGAGUGGAAUUCCAUUUGCCGUUGGUGUGCAUGGGUUCUGUUAUUCAGCUCACUCUGUGUUUCCAAAUAUCUACCAAUCAAUGGCUGAUAAAAGACAAUUUACCAAGGCAGUAAUAGCAUGCUUUGUAUUGAGCUUUGUGAUUUAUGGAGGUGUUGCAACUCUGGGAUUUCUCAUGUUCGGUGAGCGUACAUUGUCUCAGAUAACCUUGAAUAUGCCAGCACACACCCUUACAUCAAAAAUUGCUUUGUGGACUACAGUUACCAACCCGCUUACCAAAUAUGCACUGUUGAUGAACCCAUUGGCCAGGAGUAUAGAGGAGCUACUGCCUAUUAGAGUUGCAAACAGUCUGUGGUGCUACUUUCUUCUACGAACAGCGCUCGUCGCAUCUUCUGUGUGCGUUGCCUUUUCUAUUCCUUUCUUCGGUCUUUUAAUGGCUUUGAUGGGUUCUGUCCUCUGUAUAUUUGUGGCAGUAAUAUUACCAGCUUUAUGCUUCCUAAAGAUCAUGGGGAAGAAAGCUACAAGGACACAUGUUGUCUUGAGCUCAAUGACUGCUGCACUGGGCAUCAUUUGUGCAAUCGUUGGAACAUACUCUUCAUUAUCAGACAUCGUGAAGCAGUACUCAUGAGAUACCAACAGCCAAACGUUUGAUCAAGUAACCGGUGAUAAGCAUCAUUUCCUGCGAUAAUCUGUUUCCAUGACUACUUAAACAAAAGGGCCUUGUAAUUUUUAGUGUUGAAGCUCAUCAUUUCUCAUACCUUUCCUUGGAGAAGCUAUAUUGAGCACAUUUUUUCAACAUGAAUUAGCAGAGGCAGCUAAACAGCAGCACUUCAGGAAUUUUGAUUCUUGGAGCGUUCUUGUUUCUUAAUUAUUUAUUCAUCAUUUAAUAUUGGGGCUGCUGGACUUUAAACCAUAGUUAUAAAAUAUGUUUCUGCUUAGCAAGUAAA